Myxocyprinus asiaticus (Chinese sucker) is the source of this 2108-nucleotide messenger RNA. RefSeq names its product thymidine phosphorylase-like. Gene Ontology annotation, biological process: pyrimidine nucleoside metabolic process; pyrimidine nucleobase metabolic process. The transcript has 11 exons. Gene Ontology annotation, molecular function: pyrimidine-nucleoside phosphorylase activity; 1,4-alpha-oligoglucan phosphorylase activity. Bases 192 to 1532 code for a protein of 446 amino acids. The record is from RefSeq and is a predicted model, not a curated record. NCBI's taxonomy places the organism in Eukaryota, Metazoa, Chordata, Actinopteri, Cypriniformes, Catostomidae. Gene Ontology annotation, cellular component: cytosol.
GUCAGAACCAAUGUGCGCUUGAGCAUUUAGAUUCGGCUCUUCAUACGUGCGAGCCGGUUCCCAACGUUCACCUACAACAGCCGGAACGUUCGCGAACGACCCAUCACUACAGUGUCAGCAGUUCAGGACAUAGCUCCUGUUUUCUGCUUCAAACAGCUUUUAGCUUGAAAAGACACACAGCCAACGUAAAGAUGCCAGUCAAUUUCCCAGAGCUUAUCAAGCUGAAACGAGAUGGUGGUGAACUCAGUCUGGCAGAUAUACAUGCCUUUGUGCAAGGGGUCAAAUCAGCAGACAUCCAGGAGAGUCAAAUAGGUGCAAUGCUUAUGGCCAUAUGGCAGAAGGGUAUGUCGGAUGAAGAGACUCUGGCAUUGACAAAAGCAAUGAUGAACUCUGGGGAGGUGUUUGUCUGGCCAGAGGAAUGGCUUGUUGUGGACAAACACUCAACUGGUGGAGUCGGAGACAAAGUCAGUCUCCCACUCGCUCCUGCUUUGGCUGCAUGUGGCUGUAAGGUGCCCAUGAUAAGUGGGAGAGGAUUAGCACAUACAGGGGGCACACUGGAUAAAUUGGAGUCGAUCCCGGGAUUUGAAGUCAACCAGUCUGUUGAACAGGUGAAGCAGAUCCUUCAGGAUGUAGGCUGCUGCAUUGUAGGUCAGACAGAGACUCUAGUGCCAGCAGAUCGGGUUCUGUAUGCUCUCAGAGAUGCCACUUCAACUGUUGAGAGUAUUCCUCUCAUCACUGGCUCUAUCAUUUCUAAGAAAGGAGCCGAAGGCCUGAGUGCGCUUGUGUUAGAUGUGAAGUUUGGCAGGGCUGCUUUGUAUAAAGAUCUGGACAGUGCUCGUCAUCUUGCCCAGUCACUUGUAACUGUAGGCAACAGGCUGGGUGUGAAGACAGGGGCGGUGCUUAGCCGGAUGGAUGCUCCCAUUGGCCGAUGUGUAGGAAAUGCAGUGGAGGUGUGUGAAGCUCUUGAAUGUCUUAAAGGACGGGGGCCAGAUGAUCUUACAGAAUUGGUCACGGCUUUAGGUGGGUAUCUAUUAUGGAUAAGUGGCCACUGCCACUCCCUAGAGACUGGGAAAAUUGAGAUCACACAAAAACUGAAGAAUGGGGAUGCUUUAAAAAAGUUCCAGGCUAUGUUGGUGGCCCAAGGUGUGCCUGCAGAUGUUGCCCAUUCCCUGUGCUCGGAUGCCACCAAUAACUUUCAGUACAUGAAGAAGGCAGCACAUCAAACAGAGCUUAAGGUGCCACAGGAUGGUACAGUACUGGAGAUUGAUGGUUUGGCCCUGGCCCAAGUGCUGCACAAGUUAGGGGCAGGACGGACUAAAUCUGGAGAGAAAAUCGAUCACAGUGUGGGAGCAGAGCUAUUGGUAGACAUCGGACAGUGGGUAAUGAAAGGCCAAACCUGGAUCAGGAUUCAUCACAACAGCACAGAGCUGAGUACACACCAACGUUCUGACCUGCAGACAGCUUUGGUCAUUGGUAGCAGCAACAGAUAUAAGAUAGAGUCACGUGUGGCAGAAUUCAUAUACCCCAAAUAAUCCCAACAUCACCAUAACACAUCUUUAAGAUGAAUCCUACUUAUUGUGGCUACCAAAAGAUUUCAGAAUGCUUGUGUUUGUACAUAUAACCAGUACACAUUGUUCUAUAUGUUAAGUACUAAGCAUUUGCUAUGAUACGAAUACUUGUGUACAAGUAAGCUAAAGAUCAUUGUUGAACUUUGAGCAAUGAAUAUGCAUCUGGAAAAUAUAUAAACAUAUCUGCUUAACAGUGGCCUCUUAAAUUUUACUGUAGCCCAGAUCUGCUCAGUCCUUCUCCUGGAAAUCCACUUUCCUUCAACGUUCAGUUCUAGCUAUGCUCAAACUCACCUCAUCCAACUUAACUUGAAAAUUAGAGCCAGGUGUGUUGGAACAAAACUCUGCAGGAAGAUGGAUCUCCAAGAGCUGGAUUGACAAUUCAGGCAUAGUAGGUGACUGCUGCCACCACUUACUCAUAUGAAGACAGCAGCUUUGCUCCACAAAAUUUUAGUCCAGCCCUUCCUGUACAUAAAUGUCCAUGUUGGUACCUUAAGAUAUUUAUAGGCUUGCAAAUAAAUUGUGACUUUCAUUUAAAAUGCA